Babesia bigemina is the source of this 2064-nucleotide messenger RNA. RefSeq names its product glutamate-cysteine ligase catalytic subunit, putative. Gene Ontology annotation, molecular function: glutamate-cysteine ligase activity. Gene Ontology annotation, biological process: glutathione biosynthetic process. The record is from RefSeq and is a predicted model, not a curated record. Lineage: Eukaryota; Apicomplexa; Aconoidasida; Piroplasmida; Babesiidae. Bases 1 to 2064 code for a protein of 687 amino acids. The transcript has a single exon.
AUGGGAUACUUGACGGUCGGAGCCCCUCUGAGUCAUGAGGAGACGGCCAAGCUCGCCAAUCGCAUUCGCCUGCUUGGCACUCUGGAGGUCCUGCGAUGCUACCUGAAUAACCACGACCGCAAGGACGCCACCCGUUGGUUCGGCCACGAGUGCGAGUACAUGCUCAUUCACUUGGACCCGGCUGCCCGUUCGGCGAGGCUCGUGCCAUGCGCUCCUCUGUUGUUGGAAAAGAUCCCCGUUCCGCUCGAGCACGAUGCCGGCCAGUUCAUUUUCAUGCCCGAAUUCGGAGCGUUCAUGGUGGAGGGAACUCCUGGUACGCCAUGGAUUUUGGAUAAGGAUAACACGACUGAGGUGUUUGAAUGGUUCAGUGGAGCACGCCGUCACAUACGCCUCGGAUUGGAGCGCUUGGGCAUUACCGACGUACAUCCGUUCACGCUAACGUCGUUCCCGCUGCUGGGCACGCCCGACUCCGUUUUCGAACAUCCAAUGAUCAAGCCCCCUCAGCAACCGGUGAUGCUGAGCGAGUUUUGCGGCGACGUGCUGGUGAACCCUCACCCCCGUUUUGUAACGCUGGCGCGCAACAUACGCCUGCGCAGGGGUAAGAAGGUGCAUAUCAAAUCGCCUCCGUUCGUCCAGAACGCCUGUAUUAUACCACCAGGGGCAUCUGCGCGCGUUGCGCCUGCUACCGGCGCCCCGCCCACCAAGGCUCCGGCUGCUGAUCCGCAUUCGCCGCUUGCACCGCGCGCUGUGGAGGGUACAGCGGCUGCUACGGAUGAGAAACUGGUGCUUGGUUCACGCACUGGCGUGAACCUGAGCUUCGAUUUCCGCAAGGAAGCUGAGGCGGCGCUGUCGUCGGCGUUUCUGGACCCUGCCAACCAUAUUGGUGACGCCGACCUGCGCAGAGAAAUCGACAGCGUAAUAGCAAGCAGCGAUGUGCGUAAUCAGGAUAAAAUACCUGUCGUCGCUGCCGCCAAUCACGACCCGAUUUACAUGGACGCCAUGGCGUUCGGAAUGGGCAUGUGCUGCCUUCAGGAGACCUUCAGCUGCAUCGAUGAACUGGAGGCUCGAUACCUCUACGACCAACUGGCGGUGCUGUCGCCGCUGUUCCUUGCGCUGACAGCGGCCACCGCGGUGUUCAAGGGCACCAUGUCGUCCCAUACGACGCGUUGGCGGGUGCUCUCGCAGUCGGUCGACGACCGCCGCGACGAUGAGCUUGAGCGCGUGCCGUUCUCCAGGUUCUCCACGGCGUCGCUGUUCGUAUCGCUCGAUCCGUACCUGCUGGCGCACUAUAAGCGCUUGAACGACGUGCUCGUCCCAUCGCGACCGGACGUCUACGAUGCGUGCGUCUCCGCAGGUAUGGACCGUGUGAUCGCGCGGCACUUCUCCGCCAUCCUGUCGCGGGACCCCCUGGUGGCUUUUGAGCAGGACUUAGACGCGGUCGACAUCCACAGCACGGACGAGCACUUCGAGUCGUUCCAGAGCACCAACUGGAACACGGUGCGUCUGAAGCCGCCUCCAUUGAAGGGCAGCGGAUACCCCAUUCCGUGGCGCGUGGAGUUUCGGUGUUGCGAGGCGCAGCUGCGCGACAAGGAGUCCGCGGGCCUGGCGUGCGCGAUCGCACUGCUGGUGCGUGUCAUGCUGAAGGAGCGCUGGAACCUGUACAUGCCGAUGUCGCUGGUCCACGAGAACAUGGAGGCGUCGGACAGCCAGGACGCCAUAACGAACCACAAAUUCCACUUCGUCACUGACCUGAGUCGUGGCAGCGGCGAAGUAGGGCGCUACACUCUCCGCGAGAUUUUCUUCGACGAGGACAAGCUGGGCCUCUUCGCUCGCUGCGCGACCCAUUUGGCCCAUGAGCUGUCCUCGGGAGCGCUAUCGCAGCAGUCGUACGAUUUGCAAAUCGACUACCUCAACGUGCUGAAGCACCGGGCGUACGGUGCCAGCGCAACGAAUUCGCAGGAGAUCCGCGACUAUGUGCUGGGACACCACGAGUACCGCGGUGACGGCGUCGUUACCCCGCAUGUGGUACACGACAUGCUUGACGCAAUUCUAAAGUCAAAUUAG